This is a messenger RNA of Aphanomyces invadans, 456 nucleotides long. RefSeq lists its product as hypothetical. NCBI's taxonomy places the organism in Eukaryota, Oomycota, Saprolegniomycetes, Saprolegniales, Verrucalvaceae. The transcript has 5 exons. Bases 1 to 456 code for a protein of 151 amino acids. The record is from RefSeq and is a predicted model, not a curated record.
AUGCAUCUACUCGAGAGCGCCCACCGCAUCGAAGAGCUUCUGAGCGACGACGACAGCGGCAGCGAUGCCGAGGACAAGCGAUCCAACACCGCAAAAAGGAUCAGGUCCAAGGCCGCUGUCGAGAAGGUCUUCUUCGCCGACGUCAAGCCGUUUGUGCUCGAUGGAAGCGACAUGGAACUACUGCCACAGGACACGAGUGUUCCUGCGUUCAAGCAUGUCCAUGCGCAAAUAUUCGGCCGCAACAACAACGCCAAGCCGACGGACCCUCCGCCCCUGCCAGCAUUGGCCGCCGUUCUGCCCCCCGUGUCGCCAGUCGUCCUGUCUACACAGUCAUCGAGCACUCGCCCCAUGUCGAGCAGUUCCAUGCGGCGGCACCAACCCAAGGGAUCGUGGGAGGUGCCCGAGCCCCUCACUGCCACAGCGGAUGAAGUGACAACGAUUGAGGACUUCAGCUGA